AUGCCUAAGAAAAUCCUUCUCAUCCACGGCCCAAACCUCAAUUUGCUGGGUACCCGUGAGCCAGCGAAGUACGGUACCACGACAUUGGCACAGAUUGAGGCCAACGCUGAGAAACUGGUGAUGUCCCAGCACCCACAGAACAAGUUCUACGCCUAUCAAUCCAAUGGUGAAGGUGCCUUGAUUGACCGUAUCCACGAGGCCAAGGCACAAGGGGUUGACUUUAUUGUCAUCAAUGCAGGUGCAUACACACAUACCAGCGUCGCAUUGAGAGAUGCUCUUCUCGGUGUCGAAAUCCCAUUUGUUGAACUCCAUAUCACAAAUGUCCAUGCGAGAGAAUCUUUCAGACAUUUGUCCUAUUUAAGUGACGUUGCCGUUGGUGUUAUUUGUGGACUCGGCCCAGUCUACGGCUACAAAGCUGCCGUUGACUUUGCCCUGAACUAUGAAAAAUGA
Molecule: messenger RNA, 450 nt
Organism: Williopsis jadinii
Lineage: Eukaryota; Fungi; Ascomycota; Saccharomycetes; Phaffomycetales; Wickerhamomycetaceae
Product: type II 3-dehydroquinate dehydratase
Exons: 1
Coding region: 1-450 (149 amino acids)
Biological process (GO): quinate catabolic process
Molecular function (GO): 3-dehydroquinate dehydratase activity
Source: RefSeq, a predicted model, not a curated record